UUUUUAUUCUUUCUGCCAGGUACAUCAGAUCCAUCAGGUCCAAGCUGUGUUGACUACCACUACUUUUCCCUUCGUCUCAAUUAUGUCUUGGAAGAAGGCUUUGCGGAUCCCUGGAGGCCUUCGGGUAGCAACUGUGACCUUGAUGCUGGCGAUGCUGAGCACCCCGGUGGCUGAGGGCAGAGACUCUCCCGAGGAUUUCGUGUACCAGUUUAAGGGCAUGUGCUACUUCACCAACGGGACCGAGCGCGUGCGGGGUGUGACCAGAUACAUCUAUAACCGAGAGGAGUACGCGCGCUUCGACAGCGACGUGGGGGUGUAUCGGGCGGUGACGCCGCUGGGGCCGCCUGCCGCCGAGUACUGGAACAGCCAGAAGGAAGUCCUGGAGAGGACCCGGGCGGAGUUGGACACGGUGUGCAGACACAACUACCAGUUGGAGCUCCGCACGACCUUGCAGCGGCGAGUGGAGCCCACAGUGACCAUCUCCCCAUCCAGGACAGAGGCCCUCAACCACCACAACCUGCUGGUCUGCUCAGUGACAGAUUUCUAUCCAGCCCAGAUCAAAGUCCGGUGGUUUCGGAAUGACCAGGAGGAGACAACUGGCGUUGUGUCCACCCCCCUUAUUAGGAACGGUGACUGGACCUUCCAGAUCCUGGUGAUGCUGGAAAUGACUCCCCAGCGUGGAGACGUCUACACCUGCCACGUGGAGCACCCCAGCCUCCAGAACCCCAUCAUCGUGGAGUGGCGGGCUCAGUCUGAAUCUGCCCAGAGCAAGAUGCUGAGUGGCAUUGGAGGCUUCGUGCUGGGGCUGAUCUUCCUCGGGCUGGGCCUUAUUAUCCAUCACAGGAGUCAGAAAGGGCUCCUGCACUGACUCCUGAGACUAUUUUAACUGGGAUUGGUUAUCACUUUUCUGUAACGCCUGCUUGUCCCUGCCCAGAAUUCCCAGCUGCCUGUGUCAGCCUGUCCCCCUGAGAUCAGAGUCCUACAGUGGCUGUCACGCAGCCACCAGGUCAUCUCCUUUCAUCCCCACCUCGAGGCUGAUGGCUGUGACCCUGCUUCCUGCACUUACCCAGAGCCUCUGCCUGUGCACGGCCAGCUGCGUCUACUGAGGCCCCAAGGGGUUUCUGUUUCUAUUCUCUCCUCAGACUGCUCAAGAGAAGCACAUGAAAACCAUUACCUGACUUUAGAGCUUUUUUACAUAAUUAAACAUGAUCCUGAGUUAUCUGUAUUCUCAACUUCCUUAAUUGAGCAGAGGCAGGAAAUCACUGCAGAAUGAAGGAACAUACCUUGAGGUGACCCAGCCAACCUGUGCCCAGAAGGAGGGUUGUACCUUGAAAAGACACUGAAAGAAUUUGGGGUGCAAAGUCAGGGUGGGCAGAGGAGGUAGAAGAUCAACUCAGUUGUUGCAUCAUUCAUGGUUCUUUCAUAUUGAUGCUCAGUGCAGUGGCCUGAGAAUAUCCCAGCCUCUCUUCUGGUUUGGUGAGUGCUAUAUAAGUAAGCAUGGUGGAAUUGUUUGGGGGCAGAUAUAGUGACCCUUGGUCACUGGUGUUUCAAACAUUCUGGCAAGUCACAUCAAUCAAGAAUAAUUUUUACUUUUAAGAAAGCAUAACCAGCAAUAAAAGUACUAUUUUUGAUUCUAAAUGA
Homo sapiens (human) is the source of this 1641-nucleotide messenger RNA. RefSeq names its product major histocompatibility complex, class II, DQ beta 1 (gene HLA-DQB1). NCBI's taxonomy places the organism in Eukaryota, Metazoa, Chordata, Mammalia, Primates, Hominidae. Gene Ontology annotation, biological process: immune response; antigen processing and presentation. The record is from RefSeq and is marked reviewed. Gene Ontology annotation, cellular component: endoplasmic reticulum membrane; endosome membrane; Golgi apparatus.